CAUCCUUCUUGCUUCUCCUCGAUACCAUUCCGUCAAAUUGCUCGUCAUGGCAUCCAUUGCUGCCCGACUGGCAAGGAGCGCCAGGGGCGCACAGGCGUCGUCUUCACGAACGCCGUUCCAAGCAAGCGCCGCUUGGUCAAGAGCCAUUUCCUCCAACGUACCGCGGACUCAGGCAGCCGCGGCGGCAGCUCAGCAGACCGUAGCUCGCCCCGAACCAUCCCCCGCCUUUCAACAGUCACCAGCAUCAGCAGGAGCCACGCAGCUGCAGCGCGAUGCCGACACAGCUCUGGACUCGUCCUUCGUAGGCAUGUCAGGUGGUCGCAUCUUCCACGAGAUGAUGCUGCGCCACAAUGUCAAGCACAUCUUUGGUUACCCAGGCGGAGCCAUUCUCCCCGUCUUUGACGCCAUCUACAACUCGGACCAAUUCGACUUUAUCCUGCCCCGACGAGAGGACGGAGCUGGUCACAUGGCAGAGGGCUACGCGCGUGUGAGCGGCAAGCCCGGUAUCGUUCUGGUCACCUCGGGACCUGGCGCCACCAACGUCGUGACCCCGAUCCAGGACGCUAUGAGCGACGGGACCCCUCUCAUCGUGUUCUGUGGGCAGGUCGCCACCUCAGCAAUCGGCUCAGAUGCUUUCCAGGAGGCAGAUAUGGUGGGCAUUUCACGCAGCUGCACAAAGUGGAACGUCAUGGUGAAGGACAUUGCCGAAUUGCCCCGUCGCAUCAACGAAGCGUUCAAGAUCGCGACGAGCGGGCGACCGGGGCCUGUUCUUGUUGACCUGCCCAAGGACGUGACCGCGGGCAUCCUCCGACAAGCUCUGCCCUUCUCGUCAACGCAGCCGAACACUUCGAUGACUCUUCCCAGCCGCGCUACUGCUCGACCGCGCUUCUCGCACGAUGGCGCUCUCCGCCAGCAAGCUCUGCGAUCCAACACAAGCGAGACGACCGGCCUGACCUCCGAGAUGGAGGCUGCUGCACGCCUCAUCAACAUCGCCAAGCGACCCGUCAUCUACGCUGGGCAAGGCAUUUUGUCCAACCCCGAGGGGCCUCGCCUCCUCAAGGAGCUCGCACACCGCGGUCAGAUUCCCGUUACUACAACCUUCCACGGUCUCGGCGCCUUUGAUGAGCUCGACCCGCUCGCACUCCACAUGCUCGGCAUGCACGGUUCAGCGUACGCCAACUUGGCCAUGCAAGACGCCGACGUCAUCAUUGCGCUCGGAGGCCGCUUCGACGACCGAGUCACUGGUCGCGUAGACAAGUUCGCGCCUCACGCUCGUGCCGCGGCCAUGCAGGGUCGUGGCGGUAUUGUCCACUUCGAGAUCAUGCCCAAGAACAUUAACAAGGUGGUCCAGGCAACUUGCGCAAUCGAGGGCGAUGUCAUUGCCAACCUGGCCAAGGUUCUCCCGCACAUCGAGUCCGGUCCGGACCGCAGCGAGUGGCACGACCUCAUCGGGCAGUGGAAGAAGACAUACCCCUUCACAUACAAGCCCUCCGGCCCUGGCGAGCCUCUUAUGCCGCAGGAGGUCAUCGAGGAGCUGGACCGAGCCGUUGCGCACAAGAAGGAGGACGUCAUCAUCACGACGGGAGUGGGUCAACAUCAGAUGUGGGCCGCGCAGCACUACAGGUGGCGUUUCCCUCGAACAUGGGUCAGCUCGGGUGGACUGGGUACCAUGGGCUUUGGUGUACCCUCUGCGGUCGGUGCACAGGUAGCGGCACCGGACAAGACUGUCAUUGACAUUGACGGCGAUGCUUCGUUCAGCAUGACAGCCAUGGAGCUCCAAACCGCUUCGCAGUUCAACAUCCCGGCCAAGUUCCUCGUCCUCAACAACAGCGGGCAAGGAAUGGUCGUCCAGUGGCAGGACCUCUUCUACGACCAGCGCUACGCUCACACGAAGCAGACGAACCCGGACUUCUGCAUGUUGGCACGCAGCAUGCACUGUCAUGCGAUUUACGUGGCAGAGGGGGAUAGCAAGGAGGUCCUUGCGGCCAAGAUGAAGGAGUUCAUCGAGUACAAGGACGGGCCGGUGCUCAUGGAGGUUGCUGUGAACAAAACGGCACAUGUUUUGCCCAUGGUUCCUGCGGGGAGAGCACUGCACGAAAUGACGAUUGACAAGUCGUUGCCGGCGUUGCCAAAGGGGCCUCGUUGAGACAUGGUACUCUCUCUUUGUCCGUCUUGUCUCGCUGUAACAUGUUCGUCCUCGUUCUGUCUAUCGAUGGCGUUGCGCUGGGCAAUGGCAUCAUGCUUUUUCACGUUA
Jaminaea rosea is the source of this 2254-nucleotide messenger RNA. Its product is annotated as acetolactate synthase. NCBI's taxonomy places the organism in Eukaryota, Fungi, Basidiomycota, Exobasidiomycetes, Microstromatales. The record is from RefSeq and is a predicted model, not a curated record. Gene Ontology annotation, biological process: L-valine biosynthetic process. The coding region runs from base 47 to 2146 and encodes 699 amino acids. Gene Ontology annotation, molecular function: thiamine pyrophosphate binding; flavin adenine dinucleotide binding; acetolactate synthase activity. Gene Ontology annotation, cellular component: mitochondrion; acetolactate synthase complex. The transcript is spliced from 3 exons.